GAGAAAGAGGGAAGGGCAGCAUUAGCAAGAGCCAAGAAGUGGUCCUCUGCAUCUCUCUCGCUCUCUCAGAGGGGGAAAAGUCCCCAGCUUCUCGUCCCAUAAACCCUAAUCUCGUUGGAUUCGCACCAGAAUCCUCCCGAAUCGAAGCCCUCAGAUGUUCCAUCUGCCUGCAGGAGCUGCGCGGUGCUCGGUUUGGUGAAGUUUUGCAGGUUUUUGGGCUCAGAACCGCCAGUCUUGUAGGCUGUUUCUCGGGGGCGGUUUCCCGGCUCAAGUCCCUUCCCGUGCGUCCCGGCGUUGGAUCCGGCCGUGUUCCGGCGAAAGGUCAGGUUUUGCGUGGGGUCGGUCGAGCUCCGAGCUCGAUUUGUCCAUCUGAGUUGGGUCGCAGCCGCGGUGGCGGUGGUUAAGGACACUCGGGGGCGCAAAGGUUUACCAGCUUGUUCGCAGCGUUUCCUUGCAAUCUUGCGGCGUUAGGUCUUCCUGCGUGGCAGAAAAGCUUGACGUUUGAGUCGCGCAAUGCAUCCCAAGGCUCGAAUCCACGCAGACCCGGUGGUCGAGGUCGACCAAUUCGACUGCCUGCCGGAUUCGCUCGUCCUGCUGAUCCUGAACAAGGUCGAGGAUGUGCGGUCGCUCGGCCGGUGCUCCGGCGUGUCAAAGCGGUUCUGUGGGCUUGUUUCCCUUGUCCAUGACGUGUAUGUCAAGAUUGACCGUGUCGUGGCGGUUGAUGGCGACGCUGAGGACACGCUCAACCUGUCCUCGCCGAAGCCUCGGAACAUCUUCUCGCACUUUCUGAAGCUGAUGCUGUUCACAAUCAUCAAGCCGUUCCACAACAUGCGCAACCCGAAUGGUACCGGGAGGUCACUGUUCCCGCAGCUCUCGCAGCACUCGCCAGCGCAGGUGCUCCGGAACUUCACGCACAUCCGGAAUCUUCGGAUCGAGCUCCCCUCCGGGGAUGUGGGUACUGAGGAGGGAGUUCUCCUGAAAUGGCGGGCAGAGUACGGGAGUACACUUCAGAAUUGUGUGAUUCUGGGAGGUACCCGGGUGGACCGCAAGCCUGUCGGUGCAGAGCAUGAGCCAUCAUUGGAGGACAAUGGGAGCAUGCCAGAGUCUUUCUAUACCAAUGGUGGGCUGAAACUCCGUGUCGUCUGGACAAUCAGCUCUUUGAUUGCGGCUUCAACGAGGCACUAUCUUCUCCGGUCAAUUAUCAAGGACCAUCCCACACUUAUGAGCUUGGUACUAACAGAUGCUGAUGGCCAAGGCACAUUGUGCAUGGGGACGGGGCAGCUGAAGGAGUUUAGAGAGAACCAGUUGUCGGCCUCAGCAUGUUCCAACAGGACUCAGGUCCCAGCCUGCAACAUGAAGCUUAAGUAUGCUCCAUAUCUGGAGCUGCCUGGUGGUAUGGCGUUGCAAGGUGCUACAUUGGUGACUAUCAAGCCCUCAACCGAGGGAAGCUAUGGAGGCCAUACCAGCCGCAAGGAAACCGAUGCAUUCGUCUCCGGAGCAUUCGAUGGGCCAUUCAAGGUUGCUGUAAAGGCGCUGAUGAAGAGACGCACUUACCUUCUGGAGAUGAAUGGGUUCUAACUAUCUUGAGUUCUUCAGGGUAUCUAGCUUGUUGGUGCUAGGCAUGGCCCAUUUAGCCGAACUUUUCAUCUGUAUAAUAUCUGAGAAGCGCCAUCUCUAUUUGGUGAUGAGGGUUAUGCUUGUUGUUGUCUGUAAUGUUAGCUCUUUGUACAGUGGUGACACUUGGUUAUAUGAAAAUCAUAUCAAGUUAGUGUAUC
Messenger RNA from Phragmites australis (common reed), 1775 nucleotides. Its product is annotated as F-box protein At4g18380-like. NCBI's taxonomy places the organism in Eukaryota, Viridiplantae, Streptophyta, Magnoliopsida, Poales, Poaceae. The record is from RefSeq and is a predicted model, not a curated record. Gene Ontology annotation, molecular function: protein binding. The transcript has 2 exons. The coding region runs from base 514 to 1578 and encodes 354 amino acids.